This is a messenger RNA of Amphibalanus amphitrite, 2650 nucleotides long. RefSeq lists its product as uncharacterized. The transcript is spliced from 8 exons. Lineage: Eukaryota; Metazoa; Arthropoda; Thecostraca; Balanomorpha; Balanidae. Bases 331 to 1566 code for a protein of 411 amino acids. The record is from RefSeq and is a predicted model, not a curated record.
GUGAUUUUUCGGCACGGCCGUGGCUGGCACGGACCGGGAAUUUCGUUGACGCCCGUCGUCCGUCGCCGAUUAGACGUGGGAGUCGGGCUCUUCCACCGCCACGUCCGCCAAAAAACCACGGAGGACGCCCCUUCCGCCGGCCGCCGGCGGUGUGCUUCAUGUUUCCGCCGCCAGGUGGCAGGCAGGUCGGCCAGCUGGCGGCCGCCGCUCGACCGUCCCGGCGCGUGCUGAGCCAGUGCGGCGGUGACAGGCGCGUGGUGUGGGGUGUGCGGUGCGUGCGGAGGCGUGUCUUUUGUCUUCAGGAGAACUGCCUGAUCUGAGACUCCAGCCAUGCUCGUCGACAGGAAGCGAUCGUCGCGGCCGGCGUCGGUGGUGGUGUCUGACUUUGGUCACCUGCGCACCUUCACCGACCUGGAGCGGGAGGCGCCUCCGAUGCCGGCGCCGCGGCAAAGCAGAGAGAUGUCGCCAAAUAUCCAGGAGAAAUCGGAGGACGCCUGCACCCUGAAGAAGGGUGUCAUCUGGUACUGCAAGGACACCCUGCUCAGCCGCUGGAACUGGAAAGAGCGCUACUUUAUCCUGACCAAGGACUAUCUCUCCUGCUUCAAGAAGGCCAAGAGCCAGUACUCGGACAUGGGCGGCUUUCUGUUCAAGCUGCCACUGGCCUCACUGUGCGGUGUCGAGUGGGACCGCCUGAGGGGCACCUCCACCGUGGCCAUCAUCGACCCGAAGGAGGGUCGCCUGCUCAUCCGCUCCACCCAGGACGUGCUGAACCAGUGGUAUAAGGCGUUGAAGAAAGCCACCGAGGCCAGCAAGGAACGUCGCCGCUUCCUGCGUAUGUCGAGCACCAACCUGUCGACUCUGAGCUCUGGACCGGGCACUCCGGCUGCUCUGAGGUCUUCCACGGCUCUCAGCGAUUCCAGCCCGGCCAUUGACCGUCUUUGCGAGAGGAUAGAGCGCGAGGUGUGGGGUGGCAGCGGCGGCGGAUCGGCCGGCCGGCUCAUGAGGCGACAGAAGAGUGAGCUAGAUGCCGGAAUGGUGCUGAGGAGACAGAUGCACUAUGCCAGUCAGAAGCGGCUCAACAGGCAUAGCAUGAUGCCGGAGGUGGAUAUCUACGAUACGAAAUCGAAAAUGCGGAACGACUCUCCGCGUCAUAGUGCCAACAGGAGACACAACGACUCGCUGGACUCGGCAGGACACUCUCCGUCCACCACACCGUCAAAGUCGUCCAUGAGCAGCACAGAGGGCGCUGAGGUGCUGCUGCGCCGCGCGGCCGCAGGUGGCGCUGGCGGCAGUCCCGCGUUCGCUCCAGAUGGCACCACCGUCGUGCUGCGCACCAGCUCUGUACGGAGGCGGGGUCGGGGUCGCGCGCCGGCUGGGGUGCACGGUGACCAGAUCAGGCCGCACAGCAUCCUGUGUGACACGCCUUCGGACCCGACUGAGGUGGUGCUCAGGAGAAAAGACCACGCCAGCGCCGUGCGGCAGGAGGUGAAGGCGCAGAACCGGCGCAGCUGCGACCUGUCGCUACUCAAACGGCGCUCUGCUUACCUGACCCAGUACGAGUACUGAGGCCGAGUACCGGCCGCGAAAACCCAGCUCUAGGCCACGAGCUCAGUACUUGGACGACAUCGCAGCAGCGGCAUGACUCAGUGCUCCAACUGGAGUGAUUGGGCUCAGUUGUCAGACGCCUCAGAUUGCGGAAGCUCGUGUCGGGACAUGGAUCUUUUCGCUAAUGGAACCUGGAAAACUACGACGGUCAGUUGUGUUUCCCGUGAAGUGAGCGACGGUGAAGGACAGUGCUGCCACCUGUGCUGCCAUAUGUGCUGCCACCGACGCAUGAGGUGUUACACCUGCUUUCCGCCGCUGGAAUAAUUAUGAACAUGUAACGCCUGCCAGUAUGAAUAUUUGUUUAGAGUGUGUGACGUGUGUGCAGUCAAUGCUGAGGCUCAGAUCAGCGGACCAGCUCAGUCUCAGUCUCAGUCUCAGUCUCAGCUCUGACUGAGGUCAGCGGAUCGAUUCGCUCAGUCGAAGCCAGUCUGGGGUCAGUUCAGGCCAAGACGGUCGCGAUCCCAGGAUGGCUAAGUAUUUAGGCUAAAUUAUCGGUUUCCCGCUGACGUACGUGACUGCUGUUUCUUAUAUUAUCUUGACGGACGUGGUACCUAUGUUUUGUCACAAGAGACGUUUAAUUGAUCGGACAUUUGUUGUAUCGGGACACAAUCACGACUUAAUGAUUUAAUCGGACAAUCGCCAAUGUAUUUACUAUGAUUUGUGUAUGCUUUUGGUAUGACGAAGAUGAUGGUUAUAUGAUCGUUUGAUGUGAUUUGGCAAUAAUGUGUAUGUUCUGAAUGUGAAACAACCACUUGCAGCUGUUCUCACACGAUAUAAUGCAAAAUAAUGGCACGUCACAAAUUUUGUCACUCGUCGUUACCAUUCGUUUUUAUUACGCUAUCUGGUAAACUACUGCAGUGUUCACUCUUUCACGGUAAAAGACCUCUGUAAUGCUGGAUAUAUGUAACGUCUUACUGAUCAGGAUAAUCCGUGUCUCUCUGGGUUUUGUGCUGAUGUGCUCCUUGUCUUGUUUGUCGUAUACAUACUCCGAAGGAAGUCAGAAAGUGAUAUAAGUUCGGUGUUGCCAAUAUACUUAUUGUCUUAU